Exophiala xenobiotica is the source of this 1021-nucleotide messenger RNA. RefSeq lists its product as uncharacterized. Lineage: Eukaryota; Fungi; Ascomycota; Eurotiomycetes; Chaetothyriales; Herpotrichiellaceae. Gene Ontology annotation, molecular function: DNA-directed RNA polymerase activity; zinc ion binding; nucleic acid binding. The coding region runs from base 371 to 763 and encodes 130 amino acids. The record is from RefSeq and is a predicted model, not a curated record. Gene Ontology annotation, biological process: maintenance of transcriptional fidelity during transcription elongation by RNA polymerase II; DNA-templated transcription; transcription initiation at RNA polymerase II promoter. The transcript has 4 exons. Gene Ontology annotation, cellular component: RNA polymerase II, core complex.
CUCAGGCACUUGAACUCGCCUAAUUAGUUAGACUGCUAGCCCGGGACUGCGGGGCGAAAAUUCACCGUGGACGGCGCAAGCAUCGAUUCAUCCUGCAGGUCCUCAUCCGAUCUUCACUCUAAACAUAAUAUUUUAUUCCAGCGGUCAACUCUGUCAACACACUGUCCAGACAUUCAACAAGUUGACUCUAAUAUCGACACUUAUCAACUCCACGCAUUCGCCCCCUUGACACCCAACAAAGCUAUCCUCUUCACCUGGUACCAGCACACUCAGAACAGGCUUCGGAACAAGACCAUCUUAGAAAUCCUGCCUCGCCUCACAACUUGAACAUUGUUCAACACCUCAAGCACAUUUCUCUGCGGCCAAAACUAUGUCUGCCGCAGCUUCCCCUGCGCCCAGUGACGGCGAAACUAAGCGCGGCGAAGUCUCGUACAGAUUUUGUCAAGAAUGUUCCAAUCUCCUCUACCCCAAGGAAGACAGAAACACGUCGACGCUACUGUACAUCUGCAAGGCUUGCCAUGCCACAACUACUCACGACUCGGCAUGCACAUACCGACAACAACUGGGUGCUACUGUGCAAGAAACAGCUGGAGUGACUACAGAUGUUGCAAAUGAUCCUACUCUUCCCAGGACCAGCCAGAGGUGUCCAAAGUGUCGGGAAACGGAUGCGGUAUAUUUUCAGUCCCAACAGCGAGGGGCUGAAACAGGAAUGAAACUUUACUAUGUGUGCACUGCUUGCAAUCAUGUCUACACAGUCGUUUGAGCAUGGCGUUGAUGGAGUCCGAAGCUACUAUCAAAGUAUGCAUUACCUGGCGCUUGCAUCGAAGGCUCCAGGACGAACUUAUGAGGAAUACCCGGCGUGGAGCAUAUCGAGUGCACAGGAGUUCAGGAGAAACAACUGUCGAUGGCAGAGUCGAUAGGUUUGAUACGCAAAUGAUUUGUCAUGUUCAUACAAUUUUUUUCGUCACUAUACAGGGUAUCUUGACAGCUCUUCGAUUGAUCUUUGUACAUGCGAUAAUCC